Messenger RNA from Closterium sp. Yama58-4, 2703 nucleotides. The record is from the annotation of a GenBank genome assembly. NCBI's taxonomy places the organism in Eukaryota, Viridiplantae, Streptophyta, Zygnematophyceae, Desmidiales, Closteriaceae.
AUGGGCUCUGGCAUGUGGGGCAUGUUCAGCCGGCGAAUGGAUAGUGGUUGGUCGGGUCAUAGCGGGGAGUCUGGGAGGAGAGCAGGUGGGUCGGGGAGGCGGGCCGGGAGAGGGGGAGGCAGAGAGGAGGAGCAGGUGGAAGGGGAAUUGGAAGAGGAGGAGGAGAAGGAAGUGUGGAUCCUGGUAUCGGUGAAGGACACGGGGAUUGGCAUCAGUGCGGAGAAGCAGGGGGAGAUUUUCCACAACUUCGUGCAGGCAGACACAUCGUACACGCGCGACUAUGGGGGAAUAGGGCUCGGGCUCAGCAUCGUGCAGAGUCUGGUGCACAUGAUGGGCGGGGAGGUGUGGGUGGAGAGCGACCUGGGCAAGGGCUCAACAUUCUUCUUCACAGCCCGCCUCGAAACCGCCCCUCCCGGCACCACCACUCCCGCACACCCCCCCCAGGCCUUCGACUCGUCAGCUCCUCCUUCCCUCGCCGCCUCCUCCUCUCUCUAUGCCGUUUCUUCUGAACUUCCCCCGGGGUUUCCCCUCGCUGGAUACGGGGCCGAGAUCGCUCGGUUCGACUCCUCCGUGAGCAUGUCAGAUCACGGAGCUUACAACGAGUAUGUUUUGCUACAAGCAGGAGCCUCGGCGGAACACACGCCUGCUCGGUCGGUGUAUGCUUCAGCCCGUGUUCUAGUGCCUGGUAGUGGAGUUGUUUUGGCAGUGAAGUCAGGAGAAGAAGGGGGAUCAAACAGGAAAGCUGAAGCAAGGGCUGGAGCAGAGGCAGCUGAGGCAAGAGAAACUGCAGAAGUAACUGUGACCAUGGCAGCUUCAGGUGCAACAGCAGGCGUAACAGAAGGUGCUGCAGCAAUUGGAGGAAGAGCAGAGGAGCUGGCAGAAGCAGAGGGCAGAAGCACGCCCACACUCUCAGACACUUCUUCGAUCGAUGGGAAUAUCCCUCCCUCCCCAGCAGCAGUGGCAAGAGGCAAGUCAGUGGCGGCACGGUCAGCAGCAGCGCAAGCGUUCUCACGGGAUGUGAGCCUCUCAGGGGGAUUGCAGGAUCCCCUGGCUCCUACUGUCAACGUCGCUUCUGCUUCUUCUCCUGCUGCUGCCUCUGCUGCUGCUGGUGCUGCUGCUGCUGCUGGUGCUGCUGCUGCUGCUGGUGCUGCUGCUGGUGGUGGUGCUGCUGGUGGUGGUGCUGCUGCUGGUGCUGCUGCUGCUGGUGGUGCUGCUGCUGGUGGUGCUGCUGCUGCUGGUGGUGCUGCUGCUGGUGGUGCUGCUGCUGCUGGUGGUGCUGCUGCUGGUGGUGGUGGUGGUGCUGCUGCUGCUGCUGCUGCUGGGAGUGUUGGGGCUGGAGCUUCUUUUAACACCGCUGCUUCUGCUUCUGCUGCUGCACCACCUUACAGCCUCAUUGAUGCUGCACCUGCCAAUCCAGCAGGCAUGGCGGUAGGCUUGGGAGCAAUGCCAGGCACGUCUUGGGAUGACUCCAGAGCAGCGGCUUCAGCCCUCCGAACCUCAGCCCCAGAGGACAACAUGGUCAACCAGCGCGUGGCCAAGCAUGCUCUCACCAAGGUGGGCGCGUCCGUGGAGAUUGCUGGCAACGGACAGCUGGCGCUCACUGCCGUUGAAGAGCGGGUGGCGUCGUUCGACGUCAUUCUGAUGGAUAUUCAGAUGCCUGUCAUGGAUGGCUUGGAGGCAACAAAAAGAAUACGGCAAUUUGAAUCGGGUAAUGCUGGCAAUAUAAGGUCCCCACAAGCAAGAGGGAUUCCUAUUUUGGGAUUGACAGCACAUGCCAUGGCAGGGCGAGUUGAGCAUGGUGCGUUUGUGCUGGGACAGCCGUACAGCGACAUUGCCAAGCAGUAUGAGGUGCGGCGCCACGAGGUGGUGGCCAUGGGCGGGUUAAGUGUCGUGCGCGUGUGCUGUGAGGUGGAGACAGGGGUCAUGCUCGCCUGCAAGACGAUGGAGAAGGACUCCAUUCACGUGAGUGGGGCACUACAGGGGGAUGGGAGAGGGUGGCUAGAGGGAUGUCAAGGACGUGUCAAGUCAGCGGAGGAGGCGCGGGAUUUGAGGAGGGAGGUGGAGAUGAUGGAGCGCGUGGCGGGGCACUGCAAUGUCGUGCGCCUGCACGCCGUCUUUGAGGACCAUGAGAAUAUUCAUCUGGUGAUGGAGCUUUGUCACGGGGGAGGCCUCUUUGACUACAUGCGCACCCAUGGCCCACUCACCGAGCGGGCGGCGGCGUCUGUCUGUUUCCAGCUGCUGUCAGCGCUGGAUCACUGCCACGCGUGCGGCGUGCUGCACCGCGAUGUGAAGCCGGAGAAUGUGCUUCUAGCGAGGGCUGAGAGUGACUUUGGCAGCAUUAAGCUCAUCGAUUUUGGAAUUGCCGCUGAGCAUCAACCAGGCGUGCGCAGCAGCACCCUCUGUGGCACGCCUCUCUAUCUCGCGCCAGAAACCCUUGAUGGAGUCUGGUCUCCACAGGCUGACGUGUGGGCGGCUGGCGUUGUCUCAUAUGCAGCACUGUGUGGCGUGCCGCCCUUUUGGGCAGAAACCAAUGAGGGGAUUUUCCGAGCCAUCCGCUCGGAACCUCUGCGGUUUGCCUCAGCAGCCUGGGUCGGCGUGUCCGAAGCUGCCAAGGACCUGGUUCGGGCAAUGCUGGAUAAGAACCCGCACCGGCGAAUCACAGCACAGCAAGCUCUUGGACAUAGAUGGUUCCAAGAGGUGUAG